AUGCGUGGCAGCCAUGCCGUGAACCUGCGGCGCGUGCUCUCAUUGCCGACGGCCAGGCGUGAGACCUUUUUGUUCGGCCGGUAUCGUCCAGUUACUAGAAAGGAAAGCCCGAGUGACCUGUCCAUCAAUGAUGCAUCGCCACCUAAAGGGCCACCUGCUAGACCCCGUGCUGCCCGGCCUGGCCUAGAAAAGUCGACAAGACGAGAGGACGUUAAAGGCCGUGCGACAACACAGAAAUCGGUGGGAAAUGACUUUUCAAACAACAUACGUUGCGAUGAUCCACCCGCAAGGUAUGGGGGAUCAGCACCUACGGGUAGCCGGGGUGCAUUUCUGCUCCAGUCUUCCCAAAUCGCAGAUGGCAAGGUAUCACACAGUAUCUCCGGCCGGAUGAAUGCGUCGCUUGAUCGCAGUGAUAUCGCAUCUUCGGCACUUCCCUUGAUGGAAGGUGGGACGUCUCAUUUAUCGGUUGAGGAAGUUCUAGAUCGGCAGAUUCGGCAGAAUGUGUUUAACCUACCUGUGCCGCGGCUGCGCGUCUGGCUGUACAACAUGGACAUAGGAACCAUAGCACAAGUUGCACUGCGUAAUCUGUUUUCGGUCACCCCUUCCGCCGACAAGGUACUGGUGGCUGAAUCCGUGCUGGCGAACAGGGUCGGAUCUGAGGACGGGGUUAGGUCUUGCAGGGACGCGUUCCUUCUGCUUAAAUUACAGCGUGGUCUAUUGUCGUUAGGCAUAAGAUCUGAGCUUAAUUUGGAAGUGUACCGACCUUGCAUCCAACUGUUGAACUUUAAGAUCGGCAGUAUGCACAGUGAGCACGUGGUGCAGUUAUGUCAGACGCUUGCGUGGUUGUGGCAUCGCAUGUCUUUGGAUGGCAAACUGGGAGUUAUUAGGGACUGUCACGGUCUGAAGGAAACUGACGAUCUAUACGCCUCUCUUUACUCCCCACUAGUGACCUGUUUGGGGAGGGCCGCCUUGGAUAUCGGUCAAGAUACCGUUACCCGGCUGCUGGAUCUACUGGUUAUGCUGCAACACCAUCUGAGUAAGGAGAGCCUACUACGGCUACAUGAGAUUUCGUUCCUGAAGGUUAUCGAGUUCUCAGGUGCUCUUAGCCUAGACGCCGCGAUUAGUACGCUGCGUGCCUUGGAGCGCCUGGAGAGUAACUUGCCGAAGCCUUUCUACUUCAUCUGUAAGGAAGUGUUGGUCAAAUUCGGCAAAUCUGUUCACUACAAGGACUUCCACCUGGUAGUUCGGUGCCUGUCACGGUGCAGCAGCGUGGACCCACAGAGCCUGAACCGUAUUUUGUUGCUGUACAAAUCGCUUGUGACAGAUGCUGAGUCUUCCAAAUACUAUCCGUUGGAACGCUUCGUGGUGGCGGUUGUCUUGCGUGCUCUCGAAAUAGAGCCCGCUACCAACCAGGCUAAUUUGGAGCUUGGCGGAACGUACACUCCUACCUCAAGCAAGUCAACUACAGAGUUGACACCGUCAUCUUCGUGUUAUAUCACGGUGCCAAAGGGGUACCACCGGAAGGUGCAUUCGUUAAAAGACCUAGACCCGCUGAUAUCAUGGGUCAUAGUAAAACUGAAGAGUUCUGUAGACCCAUCAGUGCCAGUGAUGUGUGACUACAGCCACAUAAAGCGUCAUUACCGAUUGCGCGGCAGCCUACAGUUGUCCCUCACAAAUCUGCUGGGAUCGGCUGCCGGCCCGAACAGCAGCGAAUUGGCAACUUACUCGUAA
Messenger RNA from Babesia ovata, 1731 nucleotides. RefSeq names its product SACPA operon antiterminator, putative. The record is from RefSeq and is a predicted model, not a curated record. The transcript has 4 exons. NCBI's taxonomy places the organism in Eukaryota, Apicomplexa, Aconoidasida, Piroplasmida, Babesiidae. The coding region runs from base 1 to 1731 and encodes 576 amino acids.